AUGGUUGUGAUUUUCCCCAGAAAUACUCAAGUACCGGAUAGUAAAACAAUGCUAAUUGAAGGUUCACAGAGUAGGGAAUUGUCCAUUCGUCUGUACGAGGGAGAAGAUCCCUUGGUGGAAAAUAAUUAUUUUCUUGGCGAAGCUUGCAUCAGUAUACCUCCACCGUACACGAACAUCACGGAAGUGACAUUUUGUGUGGAUCAAAAUACAAACAUAUCACUUUAUACAAUCGAUAAAGCCACCGGGCAGCGAAUCGAUGUGAAAAUUCACGACGCGCGGAACCAGCUGUGUCGGCAGGAUAUUGACUAUAUUAUUCAAAAUUGCAAACGAAAUCUAGCGGCCGACAAGAACGAAACAGAACGAAUUGAAGAGAGGAAUCGUUUGCGAGUGGACGUGCAGCGAAUGAUGCAUGAAGCUCAAAAGCUUUUACACGACCGUAAAAAUGAUCUGCAUUUUAUUGAAACACAAUGUGACAUUGCCCUACACUGGAUCAAACAAUGUCCAAACUCAUCGCUGAAGAAAUACAAAGAAAUACGAUCAGAGCUGAAAAAAAUGUUUCAUAAAUUUGGGAUUUUCUUCGAAUCUGGAACUGCAUAA
Molecule: messenger RNA, 597 nt
Organism: Echinostoma caproni
Lineage: Eukaryota; Metazoa; Platyhelminthes; Trematoda; Plagiorchiida; Echinostomatidae
Source: the annotation of a GenBank genome assembly